Molecule: messenger RNA, 6699 nt
Organism: Brassica rapa (field mustard)
Lineage: Eukaryota; Viridiplantae; Streptophyta; Magnoliopsida; Brassicales; Brassicaceae
Product: UPF0481 protein At3g47200
Source: RefSeq, a predicted model, not a curated record
GUAAAUAUGGAUUUAGAAUAGUAAUUAUAUUUUACUAACCAAAUACCGAAAAAACCGAACCGAACCGAAACCAACCCGAUAUUCGGAUUGAACAUCCGUAAUCCAAAUGAAGCCAAACUAUUGUUUCACUCUCCAAUAUAUAAUAAAAAUAAUAACUUAAUCCCGCGCAAGGCACGGGUCUUAUCCUAGUUGAAUAUGAAAACGGAGCAUUUUCAGUAUAUUGUAUUUUGUAAAACAAAUUUGCAUCAUGCUUUGUGAAUUUUGUUAGACUAAUUGACUGGAUAUGAUAAUUGAUCCGCUGACAUAAUUGUAGUUUAUUUAUAAAAGCUGUCAUCACUUGCAAAGAAGAAAAGUCUUGGGUGAAAAGAUACUUUUGUUCCUUUUUUUUUUUUUUUGAUAACUCUGGUAUCUGGGCAGCCACAUUCCCAACUAUCCCCAAAAGGGGUCCAGUGCCCCAACGGAAGGGAUGUUAAAUCCGUUGUGGCCAAGACUCGAACUCGGGUGGCGGACAGUACAGCUGUACCUCCUUUACCACUAAGCUACGAGCGCUUGGUUUACUUUUGUUCCUUUGUCGACCUAACGUGGAGACUUGUCAAUAUUUUGCAAUUGUAAACUUCUCACCUCCUUCGUAAGGAUGUCUUUGUUUCAUUUUAAAAAAAAAAAAAAUUCUACGAAGACGAAAUCAGGAAAAGAACAUAUAUUCGAAGUCUUCCACCUAACCAGAAGAGGAUCUGAGGUGGGUUUGAACUUUAAAGAUUUAGAUUAAUGGAUCCACAGACACAACAGAACGCCGCAGAAAACAGUCGUGAUCCCAUCCCGACAUCAGUCGUAGUAGACAUACAUAGCUUAACUUCAGAAGACACUGAUCCUAAGCUUCUGAGAGAAUCAGCUGGUUCAGAGUCAUGUUGCAUCUUGAGAAUCCCACACAGCCUCGUGCGGAUCAACCUCAAAGCAUACGAGCCCAAGAUUGUCUCCAUCGGUCCUUACCACCACGGAAAGGAACAUCUCAAAAUGGCCCAGCAGCAUAAACGCAGGUUCUUGAAGUUCUUGGUGGCUAAAAUGCAAGAGAAGGGAACUAAUCCUCAAGAAUUAGUCAACGCUGUAUCUACUUUGGAAGGAGAUAUAAGAGGUUCUUACUCAGAGGAUCUUGGUUUGGUAUCUGAAGAGUUGGUUGAGAUGAUGGUUCUUGAUGGUUGCUUUAUCCUCACGUUGUUCUUAGUAGUAUCUGGCAAAGUUGUUUACACUAAUCUCGAUGAUCCCAUUUUCAGAAUGCCAUGGAUCUUGCCGUCCAUUCGAGCCGAUCUUCUCCUUCUAGAGAACCAGGUUCCUUAUGUUCUUCUUCAAGCGCUAUUCGAAACAUCGAAUUUAGUUACUUCUAGCUGUUUAAACGAGCUAGCGUUUGAGUUCUUCGACUACUCAUUACAAAAACCAGAAACGUUUUGGGAAAAGCAUUAUAGUCUCGAAGCUAAACAUCUUCUUGACUUGAUACGCAAGACAUUUGUCCCUGUUACUUGUCAAAGAAGCAUCAAAGAAGCUAAUGGUUUUCUUGGAUUCGUUUUAUCAGCCAAGAAGCUUCACCUUAGAGGAAUCAAAUUCAAACCAAGGAUGAACACAGAUUCAAUCUUAGACAUAAGGUUUAGUAACGGUGUGCUUCAUAUUCCUCCAGUAGUCAUGGAUGAUUUCACUGCCACGGUGUUCUUAAACUGUGUAGCCUUUGAGCAGUUAUAUGCAGAUUCAUCAAACCACAUAACCAGCUACGUAGCGUUCAUGGCUUGUCUUAUAAACGAAGAGAGUGAUGCAGCGUUUCUUAGCGAGAGAAGGAUUCUUGAGAACUAUUUUGGAACAGAGGUAGAAGUGUCUAGGUUUUAUAUAAGCAUUGGCAAAGAUGUUGCUUUGGACUUAGAGAGGAGUUACUUAGCGAAGGUGUUUGAAGGGGUUAAUGAGUAUAGUUCCAAAGGGUUCCAUGUUCAUUGUGCAGAGUUUGUUCACACGCAUUUUGAUAGUCCAUGGACAUUUGCAUCAUCGUUUGCAGCUUUGUUGCUUCUUAUGUUUGCGGCUUUACAGGUUUUCUUUGCAGCUUAUAGUUAUUUCAAACCUCCAAAAGAUAAGUGAGAGGUAAUUGUAAUUUACUUGUUAUGACUCUUUUGAGUCUAAUAAAUCCUUUGUUGUUUUCUUUAAUAUUUUUAUCUUAAUAGAGAGAUGGUUGCAUUGGUAACAUACGAACAUGUAAUUAAAUACACAACAGUUAUCUCUCAAACACUUUUUCUUCAUUUUGCCGUGGCUUUUGCGACUUCACGAAAAUCAAAGGUCUUCACUUUGUUGAAAUCAUUAGUCACUGGUGAAGAAGAGACACCUACAUAAAAACCUUCAGACUCGUACUCUUCCAUGUUACUGCUACCUACACGUGAGCUACAUUUUAUAAGGUGGUACACAGGUUCCUUGCAUGUCUGGUUUUUUCUUCUCCACGCUGUUAUUUGCAUCUUUUUCUCCAACCUUUGUCAAACCUUCUGCUUUCAGGGGUUUAAUGUCUUCUUUCUUGAUGUGUUUCUUCAUGAAACAUAUGACUUUGAAACAAUAAAGACAUCCUAUAGACAUUAUCUUUAUGAAGAGUGAAGUGGUAGAUGAAUGAAAGUUGAAACUUUUGUUUCAAACAAUAUGCUUGCGUGCAUUGAAGAUAUUUAGAGAGGAAGAGACGUGUUUCUUUUUGUUUGCUGAUUUUGAUUAAGCGUUUUUCUUGACUUCUUGAGAGCUACCUUAAGUUGACUCCACGCAGCUUCCACUUACUCCACCAAUCACUUUCUAGGAAAUUGCCCCAGUAAAAAUGAAAAAUAAACUCAUAGCAUACAAGCGCAGGCAAAGGUAAUUAAAUGGGAUGUGAAGCAGACAGAGCUACAGUUAUUUCCAACCUUCAAAAGGAAAGUGAGAGAUGCUUGUAAUUUACUUAUUCUGAUUCUUGUGAGUCUAAAUUUUUUCUUCUUUUUGUUGUUUUCUUAAAAAGAUUUACCGCUACGUUCUGCUUUCAGGGCUUUGUCUUCUUUAUUGCUCUGCUUUUUCCUGAAACAUAUGAGUUUGAAACAACUAAGGGUAUCUCCAACCUCUCUCCAUUUUUUCUCCAAAAUGGAGUAAAAGUGAAAAUAGAGUAAGGAUUACUCCAACCCAACUCCAAAUCUCACUCCAUAAUAGAGUUUACUCCAUAAAUGAAGUAAUCUUUUUUUUUGUUUGAGUAAAAAAUGAAAUAGGGUUAAGAGUAUUUUUUUACUCAAUUUUUACUUUUACUCUAUUUUAGAAAAAAAAAUGGAGUAUUACAUUGGAGAUGCUCUAAAACUACCUCUUAUAGACAUUUUUAUGAGUGAAGUGGUAGAUGAGUGCUAGCUAUCAAGGGUGUAAAUAAGGAGAGUGCAAUUGGCAUAAAAGUUAGAAAACAGUUUAAUGGCAUCUUCAAUCAUACUCCAUUUUUUAUUCUAAACAUCAUUUUAGAGUAAAAUAUGUUUAACGUUAAAAUAGAGUAAUGGCUAGGAUUACUCUAUUUAUGGAGUAAUUCUACAUAUUAGAGCAUCUCCAAUGUACAACUCCAUUUUUCCUUCAAAAUGAAAUAUGAAGUAAAAAUACUUCAAUCCUACUUCAUUUUCUACUCUAUAAUGGAGUCAUAAACAAAAAAAUAUGGAGUAAAUCUCAUUAUAGAAUGUGAAGUGUAAUAGGGUUGGAGUACUAUUUACUUCAUACUUUCUUUUACUCUAUUUUGGAAGAAUAAAUUGUGUUGAGUUGGAUUGAAAUUUUUUUUUUUAUAGAAUGGUCCUUUGAACUUUUUUUAUUUCAUACUUAAAUAAUAUUCAAAAAAAAAAUAAUAUAAUUUUUCAUAAGAGAUUAUCUAAUAAUUUUAAAUAAAAGUUGCAUAAACUAAUAAAAAUACUAAAACUAAACAUUAAAAUAUAAAAUAAAAAUAUAACAUAAAAUAAGUAAUUUAAUAAUCUGGUAUACCAUUUUUGGAAUUGCCAUAAUCGGUGAAGCAUUGCCCAAACAAAAAAAAUGUUUGAUUUUAAAAUUUUCUUGCCCAGUUUAAGAAAAUCAUGGAUAAAGAAACUCAUUAUUCAUUCUGAAAUGCACUAGUUGAACAUUUGCGAGAGAAAAAUAUUCUAAUACUCAGUUAUUGAAGCAAAAUAUUUAUCUUAUGUAUAUUUUUAUGAUUUAUUGUAUUUUUAAUAAUAAAUAUUUAAUUUAAAUAAAUUACAUGUUGUGGAUGUUUAAUAAACAUAAGAUAUUUAGGGUUAAUUGGUAAGUUUUUGUAAAUAUAAAGUGUUAGUAAUAAUUAUUAAUUAACCAAAAAUAAUUUUUCUUAAAAUAUUCAUUUUUGGAGUGAAAAAUAAAGUAAUAUAUUGGAAUAAAAUCCUACUCUUUUUGGUGUUAUUGAGUAAAAUAUAGAGUAAUCGUUGGAGAUGCUCUAAAUCAACGACAUCGUCUUCUUCUUCACCAGCCUAAACUACUCACUACCAACAAAUUUCAAGAUGAUGUCCCCAAGUAAACUUAUCAGUGCUAAUGAUACACCAUAAUAAAACCAAAAGGGUAGAGGACAACUAAGGUCCACUUUUUCAUACCUAGCCCUGCACAUUCAUAGCACAAGCAGAACGUACCAAUAUGCUUACCACUCCUAGUAACAUCCAUAUGUAAGUUUAGCAUUUACGGCUCCAGCCACUUGUUUAUUUAGGCUUCAAAUGGUAACAGCAGAUUGAGCGGCACGAGACAAACGGUAUAAAUGCGGUGCGAUUCUAACAGUUAUAAAAUGUAUAAAUAUAUGAUAUAUAUAUAUAUAAAGAUUUUUGUUACUGUUAAUUUAAUUGUGAUGUGGUGCGGGGCAGAUUAAAACAUUUGAAACCUUAGGCUCCAAAUAGUAACAACAGAUUGAGCGGUGCGGGACAAGUGGUACAAUUGCGGUGUGGUAACAGUUAUAAAAAUAUAUAGAUAUAUGAUAUACAUAAAGAUUUUUGUUACUAGUUUGUGCGGGGAGGAUUAAACAUUCGAAGCCUUAAGGUCUAACUUUUUCAUGCCUAAUCCUGCACAUUCAUAGCACAAGCAGAACAUACCAAUAUGCUUACCACUCCUGCUAACAUCCAUACGGUGUGCAGCGAAACAUUCAAGGAGUACAGCAGUUGGAUUUAACUGUGAUGAGGAUGGUUCGCGUCUUUGCUCCUUACAGUUGUCUCGAACUUGUGGAGUGCAGGUUGGUUACUACGGGUCAGGGUGUUUGGACACCGUGUGCCAAACAGAUUGCUAUAUCAUUUACCAUCGUCGAGCUACGGACAUCCAUGGUUACUGUAAUAGUGUCAACUGCAUGUGUGAAUUUAAGAGUCCUGAAUGUUUUUAAGAGCACCAUUAAUGCAGUUUCUAACGUGGGUUUUUAAAGAAAAUGGGGUAUUUAAUUAAAUCAAAACAAAAAGAAAUUAGAGUAGUCGAUCCUUAAUUGGGUGUUUUUGUAACCGAUCGUAUAUGGGUUUCUGUAAACACGUGUCGGCAUAUGUGAUUUUUCCUUUUUUUUUUUUUUCUCUUCCUUUUCUUUUCUUUCCUUUCUCAUCUCUUCUCUUUGGUUUUCUCGUGAUCUCCGUCGGGAAGCUGAUUGAAUUUCUCAACGAAAGUAUCACCUCCGUUCAAUCGGCGUAUCCUCCGGUCAAUCGCCGUCAGGUCCAUCUGAUGCAAACUAAUUGACAUGUUUGAUUUUAGUAAAGUCUCUAUAUUUUGUUGUUUGUUCACGUAUAGUGAUCCCUGCCUUGCUCAUGAUUGGUUGAUAUGAAACAGUUUGAUCGUUUUGAUGCAUUUUGAUGAUAUGAGCUAGUUAGUUGUUUCUUCUAGUAUCACUGAUGUUCUGUUUUAUCUAGCUUGAUCGACUCAUUUGCAUGGGUUUAAUUUUUAAAUGUGAACUGUUCUGUUCCAUAAAAAACUCAAGUCUUUAAUUAUGAUGUGUUGUGUUGGCUUUGUAAGCUUGGUUUUGUUGUUGUUAGCAUACACAUUCUGCUUUGGGUUGUGUGUGUUGCGAUUGACACAUAGCUUUUCUUUGGGAGCAGCAUUCAGUUCUCCGACGUCUAGCAAGUAUAGCUUUGAGUUCUCAGGUGGUGGUGGAGGAGGGAAAGGAAGAAGAUUCGUGGAGGUUUUGGUUGGGUUCGUAGUCGAGAGAAACUAGUGUUUGGAUUAGUCGUCAGGAAAUUUCAGUUCUGAUAUUGAGGCAGUUUGUGUGUAGUUUUUUACUAAUCCUGAGGCUGAGAUUGAUCAAUGGAUAGAGCUUUGAAACUUGUAACUUUUUUUUUUGUUUCCACCACUCAUGUGUUUUUGUGGGGUUUUUUUAUAAGAAUUCUUAAUUAAGAGAGUAGCAUUGGAGCACUAAACUAAUUGUUUCAAAAAUGUUAUAUUUUAAUAUGUUUUAUUUUAUAAAUAAUUUUAUGUAACAAAAAAAGUUUAUAAUUUUUUUUAAGAACCUUUAAUUAAGAAACUACCAUUGGAAGUACAAAAUCGAACAGUUUCUUAACUAGAUUUCUUAACUCCACCAAAGUACACUUAUAUAUUUAAAUAUUCAUUAAGAAACACUAUAGAGUUUCUAUGGAUAAAGAUGCUCUAACACAAGAGCAAGUAAGGAUGUGUCAACAAAUAUUUAAAUACUGUAUUUAAAAAAAAAGAAGAAGAAAUAAACCAAAUAUGAAAAGUGAAUAGAGUUAA